UAUCGACCAAUCUAUACAUGGUACAGUUAUAAAAAAACUUUAUUAUUUGACCUUAGUAGUCAUCAAAAAUAGAAUACUAUAAUAAUUAGUAAAGUGGUCAGUAAUAAUCUUGUUAAUUAAUUUUCAUUAUACACAGUAUAUAAAAGGAUAGUCUAUGUCUAAAAGAUUGUUAUAUCUACGAUAGACAGUCACAAAAUUCUCUCUGUUUCACUUAUCAUCUUCCACAAGCAAGGAGUGCAGAAUGAAACAGAUUUACACUGAUAAUUCAAUACUUCCUCCUGACUACCCAACGGUCGUCACAGAUCAACCAUCGUCAAAAGUAACAUUCAGUGAUAUACCAGUAACUUUACGUUGUCCGUCAUGUGGACUAAAUACUUUAACUACUUUGGAGUACAAAAAUGGUUUAUUAACUUACUUAGCUUGUGGUGGUAUAUUCCUAAUUGGUGGAGUUUUAGGUUGUUGCCUUAUACCAUGUUGCAUGGACAGUUGUAAAGAUGUGAAUCAUAUAUGUCCACAUUGUCGACGUGCCGUGGGAACCUACCACAGAUUGGGAAACUGAACGUUCAAUACGAUAAGAGAAACAAAGUCAAC
Messenger RNA from Schistosoma intercalatum, 591 nucleotides. NCBI's taxonomy places the organism in Eukaryota, Metazoa, Platyhelminthes, Trematoda, Strigeidida, Schistosomatidae. The record is from the annotation of a GenBank genome assembly.